GAUGAGUUCAAGAAUUAUUUCAGCAUAAAAAAGAUUUAAUUUUUCUAGGACAUUCUACUUGGUUUUAAUUCAAUCAACAACAAUGAACAGAAGUGUGAGCAAGCAGCUAGUGCACUCCUUUGUGGAGUUCCUACGCAGUGAGCUGGCACAGGGAGAGACGGCGUUGGGGGCAGAGGCAGCCGAGAGUGUGGAGGUGGCGUUACAGUGUCUCGAGACGGCUUACAAUCUACCUGCUUCACCUGCACCUAAUGUUGAGCUUUAUGCCAUCUUCUCUGAAGCUCUGAAUCGUCAGUGUGUGAAUUCCAGCAUACCUCAGCAACAAGCCAGCGGCAGCAGCACUCAGCUGCCAACUGAUGAAGACAAGGCUCGGGCAGAGCAACUCAAGGCAGAGGGGAAUGCAAGAAUGAAGGAAGGGGACUUUGCUGCCUCUAUACAGUCUUAUACUCAAGCAAUAGAAAAGGACCCACACAACGCAGUUUACUACUGCAACAGAGCAGCAGCCCACAGCAAGCUUGAGAACCACAAUGCUGCCAUCGAGGACUGCAAGAAAGCUUUGAACCUUGAACCUAACUACAGUAAAGCUUACGGCAGGAUGGGGCUGGCGUACAGCAACGUGAACAAGUUAACUGAAGCACGCGACUGCUACAAACGGGCGCUAGAACUCGAGCCUGAGAACGAGAGCUACGCAUCCAACUUAUCCAUCGCAGAGGAGGCUCUUGCUGCUAGCGCCCAACAGCCCGCCAAUCCUCUUGCUGGCCUGCUGUCGGGGGGAGGUGGUCUGGCAGGCCUUGCUGGCGCCUUCAACAGCUCCGGGGCUCCUGAUCUGUCAGGGUUCUUGGCAAACCCAGCCCUCAUGAACGUUGCUACGCAGCUCAUGUCCGACCCCAACAUGCAGAACAUGAUGACAAACAUUUUGUCGAGUGGUGUAGCUGGAGGAGGAGGAGCCCCAGCAGCCGCUCCAUCUGCCACGUCCUCCGCCUCCGCGACGGCUCCCCCACCCGCUGCUGGAGGAGCACCAGCUGCAGGAGGAACAGGAGGAGGCUUUCCUGACAUGUCUGCUCUCCUUAACGCAGGCCGGCAGUUGGCUGAGCAGAUGCAGAGUCAACACCCAGAAUUGCUAUCCCAGUUGCGCUCCCAGAUGGGAGACCAACAGCCCCCUUCACAGCAGCGUCCUCCUCAAUCAUAAGCUUUUGUUCCUCCUUUGCCAUGUUAACGUCUCUGUUCUUGCUAAAGUUUACCAUAUUACCGACCAUUUCUUGCGUCAGGAAAGAUAAGACUCUCGCAAUAGUAAUAACUAUGACCUGAAGUAUUCUUACUCGACAUUGUGUGCAGCAUAGCAACUGCACAUAAAAUAAUUCUCAUUUGAUUCAAUGGUAACUUAAAUUAAGUAAUAUUCUUUACUAAAUUUAAUCUGCAUUUGGUUUUAGUCAUGGCGCGUCGAGAAAGCAUUGUUAACCGACAAUGAACAUGCAUAAUGAUAAAUUUUUUCAUGUUCUUUAUCUAGCUACAAGUAAACUAGGCGACUUCCAAGUCCCGUGAUGAAGCUGUGUCGUCUUGAUACGAUAUAUCCUAAGCUUUUGUCCCCUUCCCGCCGCCAAGUGUGAAUUUCCUCCAGAUUUAGCACAGUAAAUGUUCUGGAUUUUUCCUGAAGCAUCGACUCGUGCUCCUUGCCGUUCCUUUUUUCUAUGAAAGUCCUUACUUAUGAAUGUCAUUUUACGGCUCUCGACAUGGGAAAGAUUGCUAUUAUUGCUCCGCCUUUUCGUCAGAUCUGCGCUCAUGGAAGCUCAAUAAACGAUUGAAGCGUCGGCCAUGGUUGUUCAUUUGCGCUUUUAUUCGUGUUUAUUUUCAUUGUUUUUGCGUAUUGGAUUGUUGUAUUUCAAGCAUGCUUUCUAUUUCUGGCUGGCCGUAUAAUGAAAUGCCCAGGUGGCUGAUAAUAAAUUACUUGAAAUCAUUAAUCGGGAUGAGAUUUCCUUUAAUCAUGUUUGUUCUUGAGUUAUGUGAGCACGUUUGCUAGUUAAUAUGUUAUCUUGCUAGGAUGUUAUUUUAGUAUAAGUUAAAUGAAGAGGUGACUUGGAGUUAAUUUGAUUGUUUCAAUACUUUAGUUGUAGUUUUUUUUUUUUUUUGAAGAAGGAACAAUCUUUUUUUUUCUUUCUUUAAAGCUGUCGAUUAUUGUGUGCGAUCUUCCACGGCACUGCGGAAAAAUUCCUCAUCGCAUUUAUAAGAAAACGUUGAGGCCCUUCCAAUUUUCAAUCAUGUCGUCGUCUUUGAAAUGAGGAUAAGUGAGUAAAACACGCCUGAUCUUU
Molecule: messenger RNA, 2303 nt
Organism: Hyalella azteca
Lineage: Eukaryota; Metazoa; Arthropoda; Malacostraca; Amphipoda; Hyalellidae
Product: small glutamine-rich tetratricopeptide repeat-containing protein alpha-like
Exons: 8
Coding region: 83-1186 (367 amino acids)
Biological process (GO): post-translational protein targeting to endoplasmic reticulum membrane
Cellular component (GO): membrane; TRC complex
Molecular function (GO): protein binding; molecular adaptor activity
Source: RefSeq, a predicted model, not a curated record